Acaulospora morrowiae is the source of this 599-nucleotide messenger RNA. The record is from the annotation of a GenBank genome assembly. Lineage: Eukaryota; Fungi; Glomeromycota; Glomeromycetes; Diversisporales; Acaulosporaceae.
GGGGGUGAAGUUCCAAAGCCUGAAUAUGAAAGCGAUGAAGUGUUUAUGAUAUGUAUGACAGUACAUUGGUAUGAUGAAAAUGAACCUCUUCAAAAAAUUUGUUUAUGCACUCAAGAUUUGAAUACAAAUGAGGAUUGGAUGUUUAAGAAAUCAAAUUCUCAAGAAGAAUUGAUUCUCGAUUUUGCAUAUUGCGUAAAGGCAGUUAAUCCAGAUAUAAUGAUUGGAUUCAAUGAUGGUGGAUAUGAUUGGCCAUUUAUUCUUAAGAAGGCUGAACAGUUUGAUAUAUUAAGAGAAUUUGUUAAUGUGAUGGAGGAGAAAAAAUUUAGUGGAAGUUCUCUUGAGGAUGCGAAGUUCAAUAUUCACGAAAAGUGCAUUAAGAUUACACCUCAGGAUAGCGUGAAGGUGAUGUAUUUCAGGAAACCAGGGGUUUUGAUGAUGGAUGUGAUGGUGUCGUGUAGAAAGAGAUAUUCCAAUUCUGAGAAAAAUUCACUCUCGUAUUUUUUAGAGAUAGCAAAUCUUGAGGGAAAGAUGAAUCUUUCUCAUUUGACUUUGAGGAAAUAUUACCAUGAUGCCAAAGAGGGAAUUACGGGUCCCAAAGA